Messenger RNA from Phycodurus eques (leafy seadragon), 1886 nucleotides. RefSeq names its product transmembrane protein 182a (gene tmem182a). Gene Ontology annotation, cellular component: membrane. Lineage: Eukaryota; Metazoa; Chordata; Actinopteri; Syngnathiformes; Syngnathidae. The coding region runs from base 158 to 892 and encodes 244 amino acids. The transcript is spliced from 5 exons. The record is from RefSeq and is a predicted model, not a curated record.
UACAUAGACCUGCUUGACACGCCGGUGUGGAUGUGCCCCAGCGUCUCAACGUUAUCACCUGCGUCCGCUGCCGUUAGUUGACCGAGCGUGCCGUCAGAACCACUGAAACUUUAUUUACAGCCCCCCCCCCCCGCCCCCCCCCUCCCCGUGCCCAGCCAUGAAGCUCAGCGUGGCGUUGUUCUUUGCCGGACUCUUCGGGGCCCUGGCAGUGGUCUUCAUCCUGCUGUCCUUCGGAACCGAUUACUGGCUGCUGGCCUCGGAGAGCUGCCGUCCCGCUUCUGACAAUGACCGCACCGCUGCGGAGCGUGGAGAUAUGCCAGAACAGAACGUGACCAGUGGGGUCGCUUUGUACCACGAGGGCUUCUUCUGGAGGUGUUCGUUUGCAGGCGACGUGCAAGAAGAAGACCUGCUAUGGGCGCUUUGGUUCACAAAUCAGCCUCACUCCAAAGUCUGCAUGCACUCCUACCUCUUCCCAUUCCCGGUGUCCCAUCACACCCACAACGCCACGGCCUAUGAAUCCGCCAUAAUCUACAGAGGCUUCUGGAGCGUCUUCAUGCUCAUCGGCGUGGCGGCCGUGGUGCUCGCCGGCUUUUUCAUCAUCUGCGCGGCUCCCUUCGCUAGCCACUGCCUGUACAAAACGGGAGGUGGCUUCUUCCUGGCAUCGGGUUUCUUCCUGCUGUGCGUGGUGGUGAUGUACGUACUUUGGAUCGAGGUGUUGGACGCGGUGGACGUCUAUGUGAAUCAUCAACGUUCCAACGUGUGUCCAGACUUCCACUUGACCCUCUACUACGGCCUCUCGUUCAUGUUCGCUCCCGUCGGCAUCUUCUUCUCUCUGCUGGCCGGCCUCCUCUUCCUCCUGAUUGGCCGAACCAUCAAGAACCACUAUCACUAACUCUGGGGUAUCGAAAAGGAAACACCAGCAAACCGGAAUACGUCCUUCAAGAGUUAAUGAGCGAGAGUACUGUGCAAAAGUUGUAGCUACCAUGCUACAAUGACCCAAGUGCUACUUAUAAAAAUGUAAUAGAUCAUUCCUCAACUCACAUGACAACAAUCUAUAACAUGGUGCGCAAAGUAUGGCGUCGAUCUUUAAUUUGCCCCACAGAGCAGUUACAUUGUCAGGAGUCCUAUAAUUCCGUGUUUAUUUUCCUGAAAUUGGCUCAUUCAAACGUCAUUUUUUCAAUUCGUUCAAUUCAUAAAUGGCAAAUGUAUGUAUUUUAAAUAAGAUUUUUAAUCUUAUUUAAAAUAAAAUAAGAUUUUUAAUCAUAUUUAAAAUACUCUUAUUUUUUAAAAAAAUUACAAUUUAAAAUAAUCUUAUUUUAAAAAAAAACAUUUUAUUUUAAAAUUUAAAUAAAAUAAAAUAAAAUAAAUACUUUUACAAGUACUUUUUUUAAAAAGGAUUUUGAUUAAAUAUGACUAAGUGAUCCUAAAUCAUGAAAAUUGAAAAUGUGUAAAUUAUGACUGUGCUAUUACAAUAUUUUAAAUGACUAUCAUUCUUAUUCUUCCUCCUGGCCCAUCUUUCCCACAAGAGUUUGCCCGGUCUUUGUCAAUACAUUUUCUUUUUUUUGCUCUUCCGAAUGGCUGCUGUGGGAAAAAAAAGGUCAUUCAAACAACAAAGCUGGAGGUGAGUGGCGACCCAAGACUUUUGCACAGUACAGCGUUCUCGGUUUAUGACGGUCCUUCGCUCAUUGCUCGCCAUAUUUACUGUUGGAUUGCUUUUUUUCCCCCUCUUUUUUUAUUUUUUAAAAAUCUUUUUCUGUAAUGGCAGCAUCUCACAGUGAAUAACCACUCCCGCCAAUUUUUUGUUGUUGUUAUUUAUAACUUAUAUUAAUGAUUAGCAAAGCUGUUAUAACAUCAUCAUUGCCUCUUAAAUAAACUUUAUAAAACGU